Messenger RNA from Spinacia oleracea (spinach), 1701 nucleotides. RefSeq names its product obtusifoliol 14-alpha demethylase-like. Bases 53 to 1531 code for a protein of 492 amino acids. The record is from RefSeq and is a predicted model, not a curated record. Lineage: Eukaryota; Viridiplantae; Streptophyta; Magnoliopsida; Caryophyllales; Amaranthaceae. The transcript has 2 exons. Gene Ontology annotation, molecular function: heme binding; monooxygenase activity; iron ion binding.
GUUGUAAAUAAAGUCUUGAAUAACCCAAAAAAACAUCAAGAAAUUAAAAGAAAUGAUGAACAAUAAGGUGCAAUUGUUGAAUGCAGUGCUUGUGAUUGUAACAGCUAUAGUAUCAGUGAAUUUUAUAGUGAAAUGGGCAUUGAAAACAUUAAUUAGCAGGAGGAUUAAACGCCGCCUUCCACCGGUGGUGAAAGGGCGUCUGCCACUAAUCGGUGGCGUGGUUCGGUUCGUAAAGAACCCCAUAAAGUUGCUUGAGGAGGAGUAUGAAAAUCUAGGAAGUGUAUUCACAUUAAAUGUGGUGAACAAGAAUAUUACUUUCCUACUUGAACCUCAAGUAUCUGCUCAUUUUUUUACGGCAACUGAGUCUGAACUCAGUCAGAAAGAGGUUUAUCGCUUUACCGUCCCUAUAUUCGGACCUGGGAUUAUCUACGAUGCGGAGUACUCUGUUCGCCACCAGCAGUUUCGCUUUGUUGAAGAUGCUUUCCGAGUCACUAAACUUCAAGGUUUUGUUGAUGAUCUGCUUGAGGAAGUACAGGAGUAUUUUUCAAGAUGGGGUGAUAGUGGAGAAGUAGAUUUGAAACAAGAAUUGGAUAAUCUGAUAAUCUUAACAGCAAGUAGAUGUUUUCUUGGUCGAGAAGUUAGUGAAAGUAUUACAGAAGAAAUAACAUCCCUUAUAAACGAAAUAAAUGUAGCAAAAGGACCUGUUACUAUGAUGUUCCCUUAUCUACCCAUCCCAGCUCAUCGAAACCGAGAUAAAGCCCGAAAGAAACUAGAUACUAUCUUGUCAAAAAUCAUAGUUUCUCGAAAAAGCUCUGGAAAAUCAGGAAAUGACAUGUUACAGACUCUGAUAGACUCAAAGUACAAAGACGGGCGAGCAACCACAGAAGCAGAGAUUACAGGUAUGCUCAUCACCUCUAUCUAUGGCGGUCAGCGUACAACUUCUGCAACAGCUAUUUGGACAGGAGCUUACCUUAUUCAUUACAAGAAAUUCUGGUUAGCUGCUACAGAAGAGCAAACAACAUUAAUGAAAAAGAAUGGCAACACUAUAAACUACGAUGUUUUAGUUGGAAUGCAAGUGUUGUAUCGCUGUAUUAAGGAAGCUUUGAGACUACGCCCUUCUGUACCGUUACUGUUGCGCCAAUCUCACAGGGAAUUCAGCGUUGUUACUCGAAAGGGUGAGAAAUAUGACAUACCAAGAGGUCAUAUUGUUGCUGCUUCACCUGUGUUGUCUAAUCGUCUUCCACAUAUUUACACGAAUCCUGAUGAUUAUGAUCCUGAAAGGUAUUGUAUUGGAAGGGAAGAGGAUAAAUUGGCUGGUCCAUUUUCUUUUACUUCGUUUGGUGGAGGAAGACAUAGCUGCCUAGGUGAGGCGUUUGCGUAUUUUGAGUUGAAGACUAUAUGGAGCCAUCUGUUGAGAAACUUUGAGCUUCACUUGAUUUCUUCAUUUCCAGAGACUGAUUGGAAUGACAUUGUUUGGGGUGUCAAAGACAAGGUCAUGGUUCGGUACCAGCGUCGAAACCUUGCUUAUUAACAUAUCCCAUCCAUCGAUGAUGUUUUAUUGUAUUGUGUCUAGCGUUGUAUCGUGUAUUGGAUCAUCGUUCUAUAUAUCCUCCAAAACCAUUAUGUAUUUUAAUUCACUUUAAAUCCUCUGUUCCUAACCAUAUGUUACCAUCGGUGAAAUAAAAUAAAUGGUUAUCCGUG